UCUCCCUCUUAGUCUCUCUCUGCACAUGAGCCCGCAGACGCGGUUUAGUACUAACAUUAGAGGAGAGUUAUUUCUCUCUCUCUCUCCUUCUAUUUCAUCUUCAUCUUACUCAUCAAAUUCUCAAUUCUGAUUUCGAGUUUACAGUCCUUUGAACAUGGAUGUGAAAAGCAGGGGAAUUUUACUCUUUUUGCUUCUUUCUUCCAUUUUCUCAACCUCUUUCUCAGACACCGAUCAGAUUCUCAACUCCAAGAAGCCAACACCCUCAACCUCUGUUCAUUCCCUUGCUUCCUCUUUCGCUUUUCAGAUUAAAGGAAAUGUUUAUCCAAUUGGGUAUUACACGGUGAGCCUUGCCAUUGGCAAUCCCCCUAAGCUUUAUGAUCUAGACAUUGACACAGGAAGUGAGCUCACUUGGCUUCAGUGUGAUGCACCAUGUAAAGGGUGCACUAUACCUCUGAAUCGACUUUACAAACCUCGCGGCAACGUUGUGAAAUGUGUGGAUCCCUUGUGUGCUGGAAUCCAAUCAGCACUUCCCUGUGCUGUAGCAAAUGAGCAAUGUGACUAUGAGGUUGAUUAUGCAGACCAUGGAUCAUCUCUGGGUGUGUUAGUCCGAGAUUAUAUUCCAGUUAAAUUUACAAAUGGAUCUUUAGCACGCCCUAUUCUGGGCUUCGGGUGUGGAUAUGAUCAAACGCAUCCUGGUCAUAAUCCCCCACCUUCCACAGCAGGUGUUCUUGGCCUUGGAUAUGGCAAAACAAGCAUUGUAUCCCAGCUUCAUUCUCUUGGCCUAAUUCGUAAUGUUGUAGGCCACUGCUUAAGUGGAAGAGGAGGAGGAUUUUUAUUCUUUGGAGAUCAAUUCAUUCCCCAAUCUGGAGUUAUUUGGACACCCAUAUUGCAAAGUUCCUCAUUACAACACUAUAAAACAGGUCCAGCAGACCUGCUUUUCGAUGGAAAACCUACUUCUGUGAAAGGUCUAGAACUUAUCUUCGAUAGUGGGAGCUCCUACACAUACUUCAAUUCCAGAGCUCAUAAAGCUCUUGUUGAUCUGAUAACUAAUGAUAUAAAGGGGAAGCCGUUGACUAGAGCAACUGCUGAUUCAUCUCUCCCAAUUUGUUGGAAGGGUCCAAAGGCUUUCAAAUCUUUACAUGAUGUCACUGGAAAUUUUAAGACACUGGUACUCAGCUUCACAAAAGCAAAGAAUUCGCUGCUGCAAGUACCACCAGAUGCUUAUCUAAUUGUCACUAAACAUGGCAAUGUCUGCUUGGGGAUUCUAGACGGCACUGAAAUAGGACUGGGAAAGAUCAACAUAAUUGGAGAUAUAUCUUUACAAGAUAAGAUUGUGAUUUAUGAUAACGAGAAACAGCAGAUUGGAUGGGCCUCUGCCAAGUGUGAUGGACCUUCCAAGUCAUAAAUCUGUCUCUUGUGAUUUUUUCUUUAGCUGAGACUGUCAACAGGACUUUCUCAUUACGAAAUAUUAGCAAACAGGUGCCCUGCAAAUUAUGAUGUCAUAGAUUGUGAAUGAGUUGUUAGGCAAGGAAUGUUAGAAUACAAAAUGGUUGGGAUAGGAUAUACAAUCCCAUACGUAUGGCACAACAUAAUCUAUACAUAUUUUCAUUUUU
Molecule: messenger RNA, 1613 nt
Organism: Vigna umbellata (rice bean)
Lineage: Eukaryota; Viridiplantae; Streptophyta; Magnoliopsida; Fabales; Fabaceae
Product: aspartic proteinase Asp1-like
Biological process (GO): proteolysis
Molecular function (GO): aspartic-type endopeptidase activity
Source: RefSeq, a predicted model, not a curated record